Molecule: messenger RNA, 2147 nt
Organism: Branchiostoma floridae (Florida lancelet)
Lineage: Eukaryota; Metazoa; Chordata; Leptocardii; Amphioxiformes; Branchiostomatidae
Exons: 3
Molecular function (GO): nucleic acid binding; zinc ion binding
Source: RefSeq, a predicted model, not a curated record
UACAGUAACAUGCGUCUAGAAGAGCGUUUUAAUACUCGCCUGGAAUGUACCAUUGUCUAACUAAGCCAUGAAACUCGGCACGUUGAUCACUUCAUUGUGACAAUGUGUUUUUGCCCGUAUGUGGUUCGAAAGUCGGUCGAACUCUGGGCUUUGAUGAGUUGAUCUAUUGGUUUGAAAGUCGGUUGAACUCUGGGCUUAUUGAGUUGAUCUAAUGGUUCGCAAGUCGGUUGAACUCUGGGCUUUAAUGAGUUGAUCUAAAACUGCAGAAUCUAGUUGCAGCAUUGUGGUUUACUUCUGCCCCCCGCCCAUUGCGUUGACUGGGCUGAGAGGGGCAGAGGUGGUUCAUCCAUUGUGGGGCGUUCGCCCUGUUUCGCAUCUGCAAAAUCUAGUUGCAGCAUUGUAGUUUCUGCUGUCCCCCGCCCAUUAUAUAGACUGGGCUGAGAGGGGGCAGAGGUCAUCCAUUGUAGGACGCUGCUCUGUUUUGCAUUUCAAGGGUUGAGACAGACAGUGGUGUCCAUUUUGUCUGAGUGGAAAUUUCCACUUGGGCUUGCUCCUUGGCAAAUUUAGCAAUUUAGUUUGAGAACCAGUAGCGCCCGGAGAGGCUGCCUAGUCUAUUGGUUCGUACUUGGUUGUUCUUUAAGCGUGUCAGUUUGGUUACACGCCUUCAGUUACGUUACGUUUUCAACCCUUGCUGCCCGUGGAGGCUGUCUGAUUUACAGGUAGUGUUUUUCAGGGUCUCUGGCAGCUCUGUCUGCUCAUAUUUUGGUUCCUUUUUAGUUUUAUUUGGUUCUAGUUAAAGCUGCAUUAUGAAGCGUCCUCUUUCAAUAAAAGUUGCCGUGUACCGUGAUCGGUUAACGUAUGAACAAGUGUUUACUUUGCUGAGCGAGGUUUCGGCUCCCAUGAGCAGCAUUCAGGCUGUUCAGUCUCUGGGACCAAACUCAUUCGACGUGUCAUUUUCCUCGGUACACGAGCGUACAUUGUAUGCGGGGAAACUGUCUGGUUUAGACGCCGUGGAUGUGUCAUCUUACGCGGCGGCGGAGAUAAUUGUCACGGCCACAAGAAUUCCGUAUGAGCUCGAUGACAACUAUGUCAGGAACUGGUUAAAUCAAUACUGUGCCGUCAUCACGUCCCGUAUGGUAACAUACCGGGACAGACCGACCAUCAAAAAUGGGAACCGGCAAUAUAAAGUAGUUUUAAAGCCGGGAUGCAAUAUCCCAUCAGCAUGGAAAAUGUUUGACGGGAGGAUGGUUUUCUUCAGGUACGUGGGGCAGCCCCGUACCUGCUUGAGAUGCAACCAGGAAGGCCAUGAGUCGGCAAAUUGUGCAGUAACAUUUUGCAACAAAUGCCAAUCCAUUGGGCAUUUGGCCAUGGAUUGUACCAACGAUGUUGUGUGCCUCAGUUGCAGGGCAGAGGGGCAUACGGCCCGCCGUUGUCCCCUGUCCUUCGCAAACAGGAUUAAGAUGGGAGCCAGUUGGGCUAAGAGCCAAGAGCUCCCGGCAGGUGUGAGUCAGGUCCGUGAACACCAUGAUGGAGGGGUUCCUCAGGCUGUAAAUAAGCCUGAUCGGUCGGAACUGGCCCAUGUUUCUGACGCAGAGUCUGGUGUAUCUGAUCCUGUUUCGCCUCCAGGUCACCCUGGCAGUGUGGACCCGGGUACUUCUUCGGCUGUGAAGUCGGAUGUUUCUUCUCCGGUCGCGGAGCCGGAGGUUUUUCCUCCGGUCGCGGUGGUUGAGCCGUCUGAGGACGUGCUGUUGGAGGCCGCUCCUUCGCUGACCAAGUUUUCUCCGGUCGCGGUGGUUGAGCCGUCUGAGGACGUGCUGUCGGAGGCCGCUCCUUCUCUGGCCAAGUCUUCUCCGGUCGCGGUGAGCUGCCAUGAUGGCAACUCUGAUAUUGCUGACAAAGAUUCCAGGAAAAGGUGUAGGGGUGAUUCCAGUGAGGGAUCUGCCUCUGCAAAGACUUUGUCGAAAGGAAAAAAGAUUCGUAAGGAGCCGGAUUCCGACUCCAGUCUUGUUAUCGAGGAGUUUCCCUCGGACAGUCUUCGUUCUGUGGACGGUAACGAGUCUGACUCUACUGUUGGCUCCAGAAGCCUCAUCAUUGAUGAGGAUACUUCGGAUGCCUCUCAGGCUCCAAGUCCCGAUUUGGUAGCAAAG